This is a messenger RNA of Amoebophrya sp. A25, 2810 nucleotides long. The record is from the annotation of a GenBank genome assembly. Lineage: Eukaryota; Dinophyceae; Syndiniales; Amoebophryaceae.
UUCAUGAUACAUAUUUAUUAUAAUUUCUGGGACUGAGAGUGAGACUGAGAGUGCGCAACGAGAACGACGAGAGAGAGAGAGAGAGUUCCAGAAUUUUUCUAUUUCGAAAACUACAGAUUCUUCAUUUAUUUCUUAACCGUCAAAGAUCAUCACUAACAUGGCCGGCGACACCAUGAAUGCAUCAUCCUCGUCUGCACCUGCUGCCGGCGAAGUUGCGUCGCCUCUAUGGACUCCGGUCGGCGAUAUCGAGGCAGCGAUCCGAAGCCUGCACGACUCCAGAAAUCGGCCGCGCCGUAUACCUUUAGCCGCACGAAGAGCAUUGAUUUCUCAGAUCAAGAAGUUUCUAGUGGAGCGCGCGCCAGAGUUGCAGGAAGCUGAAUGGGCCGACUUGCGACGUCCCAAACCCUACCACGAUAUCGUUCGUGGAAAUUGUGUGGCUACGUGCGACUGGUACUUGAACUACCUGUCCUCUGGUGCGUCGGAUGAUGAAAAUGUUGGCGAGGCUGAAGCUAAUACCUAUUCCAAGGGCGGUCAGGACAAGGACUUAAUAUUUGAUAGUUCGACUUUCGUUCGGUCCGAAACAACGAUGAAAAAAGCACCAAUUUUUUCAGCUGCUUCUACGGCAUCAUCCACUUCAUCGUCUUCAUCGAGUUGUGGCUCCAUGAUUCCAUCCGCUCCUGCACCUGGUAGCCGUGCGGAAGCUGCUUUCGUGCGAGAGGAAGCGAAAGGAGUGGCUCUCGUAAUCGGCACUUGGAAUUUCCCGUUGCCUCUGCACAUCAAGCCUCUGGUUACGGCCAUUGCAGCAGGUUGUCCUGUCGUCCUAAAAUUGAACGAGAUCUGUCACGAAACCUCUUGUGCGAUGCAGAAGGGCUUGAAAGAAUAUGUACCAUUUUAUUUUAUAGAUCAUGUAUCCUGGAGCAGGAGGUGAUUCUCGAUCUCGUUAAUGUUGUAGGAGUUUUGUUUAAGUUUAGGUUCGCCCACAUGAUAGAUUCAACUAGCACCAGCAUGAAUAUCAUGUUGUACGAGUGUGCGGCAGUCGUGCAUGUGCUGCAGCAUUUUGCUAUAACUUUGAUCUUAACUACAAUGACAACCACCAAGUACUUCGGAAGUUCCACUAAUCUCAGGUGGACGAAAACUUCGUUCGCACCGUCUUUGGCGCAGUAGAGCACACAACUGAACUCCUACGACACCGCUUUGGACACAUUUUCUACACUGGUAACACCUUUGUUGGUCGGAUCAUUUACAAGGCUGCUGCAGAACACCUGACGCCCGUGACGUUGGAACUUGGUGGGAAGAAUCCUGUCAUCAUUUUGCCUUCAGCAAACUUGCGCACUUGUGUGCGCAAGCUCGUGGACGCUAAGAUCCAGAAUGUGGGACAGUUCUGCGUCAGUCCGGACCACGUCUAUUUGCCGAGGAGCCUUCUUCCGGAGUUCCGACAGUUGAUACGUGAUACCUGUCUCGAGUUUUUAGGCGAGAAUCCGCAGGCUAGUCCCAGGUAUGCGCGUUUAGUCUCCCGACGACAUUUCGAAAGGGUUCACGAAAUGCUCAAAGACGCGAUGUCGUCUGUUAAGGCUCGUCCCACGCACUAAUCGUUCUUCUCCAUCUCUACGUGGCUGCGGAUUCGUUCCUCAAUCAUAACAGAGUAAGUAGUUUGUAGCACUGUGUGUGGAUUCCUCUAUGAUGUGAAUUCCUCAAGAAACUACAGGGGAAAACCUCCACAAGCUGCAUAUCGUACAGGGACGGACUAAGUACUUCUAGGGGCAACAACUCUUCAUCUAAGUCAUCUAGUGAGGUAGAGAACCUUGCUCCUUACGACUCGGUCAGCUCAGCCGACGCGACCGAUCGCUACAUUGCGCCCUCUUUCCUGCUAGGUGCAUCGGCUAGUUCCAAGCUGAGACGCGAGGAGGUCUUUGGGCCACUGGCAGCGGUCAACGUCUAUGACAAUCUGGAAGAGGACGUUCUAGAUGCGUCAUCUUCGACUGAAAUACGGGAUUGUGGCGAGCCACUCGCUCUAUACGUCUUCGGCGACACGGAAACCGACAAGGAGAACAUCGAAGCUGUACUUUAUGACUGGGACUGGGUGGAUGAAGUUGUAGAUGAGUUUGAAGACUAGUAGGUUCUAGGUGUAGAAGAAAAAGAGUUGUUCUUGUAGAUCAUUAACGACUCGUCUUUCCGUCCCUUCUACCUCUCGGUGAGAGGGAAUGUCAACAUAGGCCUGGCUGGCGGGCAUUCGUUGUGGGAGUUGACCUCGUGUCGGCUGCCAUUCUGUCUCUACGGUGGCCAAGAAUGGUCAUAUCAGGGACAUACGCAUGACAUUGUGGAUCAACGUUAUAUUUACUAGAUAGUCUACUUACUUGCUUUUCCUUGAUCAGCACUUGUUCCUUUCAUAGUACAAGCAGCAUCCGCUCAGGAGGCGUAGCAGUGAACGAUUGUAUUGUGCAUAUGCUUGGCGAAACGUUGCCAUUUGGUGGAGUUGGAACCAGUGGCUUCGGCAGUUAUCGUGGCGACUGGGGGUACCGAUCCUUUACCCACGAACGCGCUGUGAUGCAAUUUCAUAAAGACGACUUGCAUCCACGGUUGGCUCCCGCUUGAUAAUGCAGGCGGCGGUGCAGGAGGAGGACUUACUCGUCGUGACGCUUGAUGAUAUUGAUAUAGAUAUUCCACCUGCUCAAAUGACUUAGACUUUGUUCAGGAGUGGUCUGCUGUUGUCAAGGUGCAGUGCUGGAUUGAGGCCAUCGUCGUGUAUCAAAAAGGUGAUUGAUUCGCACGAUUUUUUCAAGAUAGAUUGAUUCAAUUAAAUUUGUUGAGAA